UAAUUCCAUUAAAAAACUUUGAGAAAAAGUAUCUAAAUUGAUGACAGUAGUACGGACCUUCGACUUCAUUCUUGUAAACAUUGAGUUUGGAUAUAAGGAAGUAAUCGUUUUUUCCAUCUGAGGUUCAUUAAAGUGCAUUUUACAUAAAAUCUUUGGUUUAUAAAGUUGUUUUACUUUAAAACCAAUCUUACAGAACUUAAAGAAUGUGUGAUUUUCACUGGAACAUACACGGUAUGGAUACGCCAGUCCUGGUUGGACAAUCCAUGACUUCUUAAGUAAUUGUAACAAUCUUGAUGUUUUACCAUGGAACAAUUAGAUGAAGUGCAUAGUGACAUUAAUAAAGUAGAAUCAUCGAUAAAAGUAGAUGUAUCUUCUUCAUUAAUAUCAGAAUCAACGACUGAUAUUGUAAAGAAUGAGAAGGAUAUUCCGGAAAAUCAAGAAAAUAAGUCACAAGAAUGUACAGAUAAUAUAAUUCAAGAUGUUUUAAUAGUAAAUAAAUGUGAUGUAACAGAUUUAAAUAAAAAAUUUGAAAGUAAAGAAAGUAAUGGAACAGAGAACAUAAGGAACGCUGCGAUUAAUGAAGUAGAACAAGAAAUAAUAAAUAAGGACCCACAAAUUGAUGAUCUAUGUAAAAAAGAUGAGAAAUCUCAAGAAGAGCAAGCAGAGAAUACAACCGAGGUUGGAGAUCAUUCAAGAUAUGCAGGUGACAUAUCUUUAGAUAAAGAAAGUACAAACAAUGUUGAAGUAUUUAAUACAAAUGAGGGUGAACAAAACAUUGAGAAACACGACGUUUGUACAGUGUUAAAUAUAGAUACAAUUGGUGAUACUAAUGCUCAGUGUCAAGCAUUAAUUAAAACACUUAGUGAGACUUUUGAUGAUAAAGACCAAACAUUGCAUGUCACAGAUACAGACACAGAUUUGUCUAAACUAGUUGAUAGUAGUUCAGAAGUAAUGGUACUGACUGUAGAAACUAUUAAUGAUAUGAAUGAAAGCACAGAAGAAAAUAUUGUUUUAACUGUACAUGAAAAGGAUGCUGUUGUAAAUUCCAAUGAAAAAAAUGUUUCUGCAGAACAAAAAGAAAUGAAGAACACUGAAAUUGUAAAUGAAGAAUUUAAUUUGAUAGAUUAUGCUCAAGAAAGUGAUGGAACAAUUAUAGAAGUAAUCUCAACAGAAAUUGUGGCUCAAGAAGUUUCUGAAAAUUGUAGCCAGAAAGACAAUAAGGAAGUAUUAAAUCAUACAGAGACAGGAAAUGAUUCUAUAACUCCUAUUACCUCAGGAGUAAUUAAUGAUCUAGAAACUGCAGGUGACAUUGAUAUUAAAGAAAAGAAUGUAAGUAUUGAAGAAGGCACUGAUAGUAAAGAAGAGGACAUAAAGGAAGAGUGUAGAAAUAUUGAUGCAAAAUAUAAUGUAGAACAAGAAACAACAAAUGAAAAUGGCAAGACUGAAUCUUUUGAUAGUUCACAUAAAAUUAAUGUAGAAAAGAAAAUUAUUCAUAAUAAAAUUGUCGUACCUACACAUGUUGCUAAUACAGAAGGAAGGAAUAAAUCUAUAAGUGAAGCAGAUAAAGUGAGCAUAACUAACAAAAGAAGUGUAAUUCAGGAUAUCUUUGAUGAUUGGGGUGUUGAAAAUGCAGAAGACGAUAAUCAGUCGGUAUCUAAAGCUCCAGAUACUGUGGAAAUUGAAUUGAAAAGUUUACUAAAUGACACGAAAACACGAACUAUAGAAGAAAGCACAGUUGUGCUGGUUGAAGAAGAAAUUACAUGCAUUGAAAAAGAACCAGUUGUAGAUGCUGGAAAGGCUGUAGAAGUUGCUAAACAAAACAAAGAAAUGCAAGUAUCAAAGGAACAACUGGAUAACAAUCAAACUAUAAAGAAACAACAAAAUAGUAUAAAAUCAUUACUCAAAGACCAACUAACUCAUUCUAUAUCACAGGCUGUUGGAAAGUCUACAAAAGAUUCAACACAUGAUACUGUGGCAUUUAGUCAAACUUCGCAAAUUAUCCCUAUUAAUCGUGGUCGAAAUUUAACCAGCCAAUCUUCACAGGUUGAAAUAGCAGAAGCAUUAAAAGAACGAUUCCGUGAGAAACAAAAAGUAGUAGAACAACCACCGCGACCUGAUAUAUUUUUUGUUAAAAAACUAACCCAAAGAUUAUCAAGUAAAUUAGUAGGUAGUCCAGGAACCGCUUUACCAGCACUUAUACCAUUGCCUCAGCCUACUAAUCAAUCCUUUAUUCAAUGUGAUAAAAAGUCAUCAGAUAAUACUAGUACAGGAACUAGCAAAGAAAGCAAUUCUGAUAAUAAAGAACUGUUAGCAAUACUGGAAGGUGACGUUGAUCCCGAUUGGUCCAACUUGAAACCACCAAUUUUAGCAGAGGAAGGAAAACGAUCAGUAAAGAUUGAACAAAGUGGUUAUAAUACACCGCCGAAACUUGAUCCUUUAGUUGAAAGAGAACUAGCAUUGAAACAACUUCUGGAAUUACCUGUUGCAUCAUCUAAAAGAAAUGUACAGAAAAAGAAGAAAAUAAUUAAACCUACACCUACUAAAUCUUCUAAAGCAAUAAAAACAAAAAUUGUACCUAAAACAGAGAAAGAAACAACUGGAAUGGAACCAAAAAAUAAAACUACAGAAUCUGUAGAGGAUACGAAUUCUUCUGGUUAUGCUUCAUCUUCUUUGCUUAUCGAAUCCCAUACUUCAGAAAAAAAAACAGAUAUACGAGUAGAUGAGUCAAGAUCAGGUAGAAAACGAAAACUUACAGAAAAAGCUAGGGAACAUGAACAACAACAGAACAUUGUAAAACGUCAAAAAGUAUAUAAAGGAAAAGUUUCACUGGGCAAGAAGGAACCUCAAUACCAAGCUCCACCUGACAUCAGUUUGUUAACUGAAAAUCAUGUAUCUAAGGAGACCAUGGUGCUUCCCAAUGAUGAGGUUAAUGUCAUAAUAACAGAUGAAAUAACAGAAAAACAUGUCACAAAUAAUAAUAAAGUAGAUAUAACAUUAGACAAACUUGAUGAUACACAAAAUGUAUGUAAUAUAAAACCUUCAAAACAAAAUCUUAAUAAAAAGAGAUCACAAUCUAUUACUAAACAAAAUAUAGCAGUAAAAAAGAUAUUAAGGCAAAACAUAUCUUCAAAUAAGAAAACUGCUACUUUAAAAUCUAAAUUAAACACAUCAAAGAAAUCAGGAUCAAAGAUAGUCUCAAAGACAAAACGAUCUACAGAAAAUAAUGCUGGAGAUUCUAAACCAAAAAAGAAAAUCAUAAAUGAAAUAGAUAGAUUACUUCAAGAUGAAGGUGUUGUAAAUUUAUUGUAUGAUGUAGAACAACCAGAUAAAAAAAGAUUAGUUCCCAUUACCAAAUCUCAAGCAAAAGUUAUGGAUAUACAAAAAGUACAACGUGAGCUUAAACUUAGAAAGAAGUUAGUUCGUAAUGCAGUUUUAAGAUUACGUACUUCAGCAGGUGUAUCAAAACCAAGAUCUAAAAGGACUUCUAUAUAUUUGAAUGAUAUGCAAGUAGAUAAAAAAAUUGGAGAUCAAGCCAUACCAGUAAAACAAAUAAAUUUAUCUCAAGAGUUUAUUUUACCUGCAAAAAUAAGAAAUGCAGCAGAUGCAUCUGUUAUAAUUAGGAGACAUUCAUCUAGCUCAUUUUCCAGUGCAUCUGGAAGUCCUAGAGUUAGUAUUGAUACUCCAGAGAAAAAUGAAGGAGGUAAAGUUGAUGAAGGGGGAUUCCAUUCCUUAAGAUCUACAAAAAGACGACAUUCACAAGACGAAAAAAUAAAUGUAAAAAAAAGUAAAAAGAAGAUUGUACAAAAAAGUGACACAGGAAUUGAUUUUGUUGACAUUGUAGAGGAUAAAAUAGUAUUUCCUGAACGUCUUAAUAAAAAGUUGGAUUCAAAAAAAGCUGAUAAAAAUCCCAAACAACCAGAAACAGACGAAACUAAUAAUGGUUUAGGGAAAGUUGUUACAAGAUCAAAUGGUACAGCUACAGGUAAGGUAACAUCAAAGACAAAGAAAACUACAAAGAACAAAGUUACAUUUGCUAAAACAAAUGAACCAGAUAAUAAUGAAGAAUUUUCCAAAGGAGAAGAUGAACUUUCAGCCUGCCUUGCAGAAGCUGCAAAUGCGCUAUCAGUAGUCAAUGCUGGGAGUCGGUCUGCAAAUUCAGCAACAAAUCGCAAGAAUAAAGUCAAUGCAAAUACAACCAAAACACUAGAAUCAGAUAAUAAUAAAACAAAAAUGGAAAUUCGAAGUCAAUUUAGUAAUAAGGAAAUAAAUAUACGUCGACAUGGAAAUCUUGUGCAGUUAAUACUUACACCAUCAUCUUCAACAAAAAUAAGAAAUGCUCUCACUCUGCAGGUGAUGCAAGAAUUUCGUGAAACAUUAUCAAUUCUAAAAAAGGAUGAUGAUUGUAGAGUUGUUUUAUUAACAUCAACAGGUAGCAGUUUUUGUGAAGGUCUCGAAUUAUCUAUGUUGCUACAUACAAAUAAAGAAAAACGGCGGAUACAUGCCCAAGAAAUGGCAGAUGCGGUUAAGGACUUCAUUAAAAGUUUAGCAUCGUUCAACAAACCUAUUGUUGCUGGAGUUCAAGGAGCUGCAGUUGGACUUGGAGUAACAAUGUUGCCUUUAUUUGAUCUUGUGAUAGCUAGCGACAAAGCCACAUUUAGUACACCUUAUGGUAAAUUAGGGCAAAUUGCUGAAGGUGCUGCUGUAUUUACUUUAUCACAUAUAUUAGGAAGUGCAAUUACAAGUGAAUUAUUAUUAGGUGGUAGAACUCUAACAGCUAGUGAAGCACUAAGAGCUGGUCUUGUUACUCGAGUUUUAUGGCCUGAUAGAUUUCAGGUUGAAUUACUACCAACCCUAAAAGCUAUGAGUGAGCAAUCCUCACAGUCUAUGGAAGCUACGAAGACAUUGUUACGUCAUAGUUUGCGAAAAAAAUUGGAUGCAGCAUUAGAAUCAGAAACAUAUUUGCUGAUACAGCAUUGGUGUUCUGUAGAAUGUCAAACUGCCAUAAAGGCUUACAUUGAUGGAAAAGUGCAGUAAAUAUUUAAAUGAUGCCCAAUGACUUUGAAUGGAAGUACUAACGUCAUAUUCCAACAUACCUAGUAUUGUAAAUUGGAUUUGAAGAUUAAUAACGAGAUAAUUAGUUUGGGGAACGUUAAAGCGAGAAAAGAAGUCAUGGAUCUGGUGUGUCAUUUUACAUCAAUCAACGCACGAUUAUUUUAAAUUAAGAUAUAAAGUAUAGAAUCAAUUAUUUGGAUGAACUAUUUUAAUAUUAGAUGAUUUAGAAUAUGGAUUUACAUGCACGCAUAAUCACAUACAAUACAGAUAAGGUAUCUAAUAUUAUUGUUUUGAAUAAUUUUUAAAUUAUGCUUUGCCCAAAAAAUGUAUAAUUUACUGAAAAACAGAAAAUACAUAUAGAGAAUACAACCGAUUUUACGCUUUAAUAUUUCAUGUAAAAAGAAAAGUAAAAAAUAAAUGAAAAGAUCAUAAAAUUACUCAUGAUACAAAUGCAUAAUUAAUUACAUUAUCCAAAACGAUAUUAUACACCUUAUUCUAUAUAUGUGUGUAUAAACUUUCCAUAAUAUAUUAUUAUUGUAGAAUAAAAUAGACAACCAUUGUAAGCAUUGGGGUGAAUUUGUGUUCUUUGCACACACAACAAUAAAUUUUGAACAGAAUGUAAUUUUAAAUUAAACACUAAAAAGUAAUGUGUGAUUCUUUUAUACUGAUAUAAUGUUGUGCCUUGGUCAGUUUAUAAAAGGAUAAAAACAAGCAUAGAUGUAGAAGAAGAUAUUUGUAAUUACACUCUGAAAAAAGUACAAGAAUAAUUGAGUAACGAUUAAAAUAAUUUUAAAUAUAUCAAAUUGCUUCCAGAUAAUUUUUAUUCAAUUGGUAAUGUGCAUCAUUAUAUUUUUCGAUUAUUUAUAUUAUUGUUUAUGUAUAUUUCAAAUAUCAAAUAUUAAAAAAUAAUAUAUAAGUAUAUACGUAUUUAUAAUAUUGAUUUAAACAAUGCAUUCAUAUCAAAAAUGUUUUAUGUCAAAAAGCAAAAUAUUGAACUAUUUUAUAAUACAAAUACUGUAUUUUACUUCGAUACUACAUAAAUCAUGAAUACGAAAAAAAUAUAAAACGAAGUUAUUUUCAACUGAUGCAUACAUAUAAUAAGAUGAUGUAACAUUCUACACAAGUUCGGGAAAAAACUUUUUCAAGUAAAGUGAACGUAUAACCUUUCUCGAAUUUAACGUAUGCGAUGUUUUAGGGAUCAUAAGGGGCUAUGAAAUAAGACUCAAGGCAACAUUGAGAAAUUUCAUUGAAUACUGUUCAAAAACAUGAAGUAUGUUGUAAAGAAUACAGUCGCUCUUGUACAAAUGUUACACAUGUAAGAAUAAGCCAUUCUAAAACAUUGUAUUAUCAUUGAAUAUAAAGCCCAUACAAAUAUAAAGGAAAUAUUCACAAGCCAA
Messenger RNA from Bombus terrestris (buff-tailed bumblebee), 6449 nucleotides. RefSeq lists its product as uncharacterized. Lineage: Eukaryota; Metazoa; Arthropoda; Insecta; Hymenoptera; Apidae. The transcript has 8 exons. The record is from RefSeq and is a predicted model, not a curated record. Bases 304 to 5034 code for a protein of 1576 amino acids.